Oncorhynchus keta (chum salmon) is the source of this 5847-nucleotide messenger RNA. RefSeq names its product rho-related BTB domain-containing protein 1-like. Lineage: Eukaryota; Metazoa; Chordata; Actinopteri; Salmoniformes; Salmonidae. Gene Ontology annotation, molecular function: GTPase activity; protein binding; GTP binding. The record is from RefSeq and is a predicted model, not a curated record. Gene Ontology annotation, biological process: small GTPase-mediated signal transduction.
ACGUCGUUUUGUUCCGUGCUGUUGUGGCUGCAGAUUAUUUUUCCCCCCGAAGCGCGCUCGGAUGGGGACCGACAGAGUACUUCUGAAGGCAGCCCGAACAAUCAAGCCGGAUACAUAGUAGUGGUUAAUGUUCCAUUGGGAGAAAAGGAUUAACGUUCGACUUGCUGGCGCGUGAUACCAGUUACGAAAUGAUCUUGCAGUAUUUGCCUAGCUAGCGGCGAGCGAUUCUUAUUUGUACAGGAGCCAUCGAGCUACCUGCAAUUAUUGAAUGGCACUCUGAACUCCUCCUGCCUGUAGUUUUGGUUGACCAGAUCACACUCACUCAGCCCUAGAGAACGGGCCCUGGACAGUAGUAUGGACUACGAGAGACCCAAUGUUGAGACCAUUAAGUGUGUUGUGGUGGGGGACAACGCCGUAGGGAAGACACGGCUGAUCUGUGCUCGGGCCUGCAACACCACUCUGAACCAGUACCAACUACUGGCCACACACGUCCCGACGGUCUGGGCUAUAGACCAGUACAGAGUCUGUCAAGAGGUGUUGGAGCGCUCCAGGGAUGUGGUGGAUGAGGUCAGUGUGUCUCUCAGGCUGUGGGACACCUUUGGCGAUCAUCAUAAAGACAGACGCUUCGCAUACGGAAGGUCAGACGUGGUUGUGCUGUGUUUCUCCAUCGCCAACCCCAACUCUCUGCAUCACGUCAAGACCAUGUGGCACAUGGAGAUCAAGCACUUUUGUCCCAGGACGCCUGUCAUCCUGGUGGGUUGUCAGCUGGACCUGCGUUACGCUGAUCUGGAGGCCGUCAACAGGGCCAGGAGGCCACUAGCCAGGCCGAUAAAGCCCGGAGACAUCCUUCCUCCAGAGAGUGGCCGGGAGGUGGCCAAGGAGCUGGGCAUCUCCUACUAUGAGACCAGUGUGUUCGACCAGUUUGGCAUCAAGGACAUCUUCGACAAUGCCAUUCGAGCCGCGCUCAUCUCCCGUCGACACCUGCAGUUCUGGAAGUCCCACCUCCGGAAGGUCCAGAAGCCCCUCCUCCAGGCGCCCUUCCUGCCGCCCAAAGCACCGCCCCCUCUCAUCAAGAUUCCAGAGUGUGUCAUCAACAACGGGGAGGGUCCUGGCCUCCUAUUGGACAGUCCUCUUUGUGCUGACGUCAUGUUCAUCCUCCAGGACCACAUCCACAUCUUCGCCCACAAGAUCUACCUCUCUACCUCCUCCUCUAAGUUUUAUGACCUGUUCCAGAUGGACUUCAGUGACGAGUCCCAGUGCCUGGUGGUGACGGAACGGCAUGCCCGGGACUCUCUCCUCAGGACCCUUAGUCUGGACACAGAGGAGGACGUGGCUGUGCUCCCCAACCUCUCUCCCUGCUCCCUCCGGGCCUCAAAGAGUGACGGCACCCUGAAGAUGAUGAGCUUCUCUGGUAAGCACCGGCGCACCAAGCUGUCCUUGGCCUCCUGGAGCAAGGCCUUCUACAGCAUCCACAAGGAGAGUGUGACCAACCCUGUGACGGGCUCGGCUCACAUGACGGUGGUGAAGAUGGACUACUCCAUCCAGCUGGGUCCGUUCAGUGCCGUGUUGAGGUUCCUCUACACUGGGGAGCUGGAUGAAGAGGAGCGGGAUCUGAUGAAGAUCGCCCAGAUCGCAGAGGUCCUGGAGGUGUUUGACCUGAGGAUGAUGGUGGAAAACAUCAUGAACCAUGAAGGCUUCAUGAACCAGGAAAUCACCAAGGCCUUCCACGUCAGGAAAUCCAACCGCAUCAAGGAGUGUCUCAACAAGAACACCUUCACAGACGUCACCUUCAGGUUGGAGGAUGGAACCAUCAAUGCUCACAGACCUCUGCUCAUCUCCUCCUGUGAUUGGAUGGCUGCUGUGUUCGGAGGAUCCUUCAUGGAGAGUGCUAACAACGAGGUCUCGUUCCCAGGCACCAGCAGGGUGUGUAUGCAGGCUGUUCUGGAGUAUCUCUACACCAAUCAGCUUUGUCCCAUGGCAGAGCUGGACCCUAUGGAGCUGACGGCCCUGGCUAACAGACUCUGUCUCCCCAGACUGACUGCUCUGACAGAACACUAUGCUGUGAGUGAGCUGGUGAAAGCCUCCAAAGAUGGACAGGAUAUAGACUGCAGUACUCAAUAUCUGGAACUGGCUCAGUUCCAUAAUGCUAACCAGUUAGCAGCUUGGUGCUUACAUCACAUCUGCACUCACUACAACAAUGUCUGUGCCAACUAUCGCAAAGAGAUCAAGGCCAAAUCUGCACAGAACCAGGAAUAUUUUGAGAAGCACCGCUGGCCCCCAGUGUGGUACCUGAAGGAGGAGGACCACUACCAGCGGGUGAGGAAGGAGAGGGAGAAAGAGGACGUGGUUCUCAACAAGCACCACAGCAGACGACGUUGGUGCUUCUGGAGCACCUCCCCUGCCGUGGCCUGAGAGGUCUGCCUAACCCCAAACCGCCCAGGGAAUCUGCCUCCUGCCCCGUGCUCCAGCUUCUAACCCUGCACCCCGCAAAGAGGUCCCAACAACACACGCCGUACCAAUGUUUUACUGUUAGAUCAUCUGAGCAUCAAAACAGGAAAUAACUAUCUGACGAUGCACUGUUAUGUGCCACCCUCUUCAUCUUGAUGCACUGUCAGGUCCUACCCUCUUCUCUUGAUGCACUGUCAUGUGCCACCCUCUUCUCUUGAUGCACUGUCAUGUGCCACCCUCUUCUCUUGAUGAACUGUCAGGUCCUACCCUCUUCUCUUGAUGAACUGUCAUGCCCUACCCUCUUCUAUUGUCAAUACACUGUCUGGUCCUACCCUCUUCUCUUGAUGAACCGUCAUGCCCUACCCUCUUCUAUUGAUGAUACACUGUCUGGCCCUACCCUCUUCUAUUGAUGAACUGUCAGGUCCUACCCUCUUCUCUUGACAAUACACUGUCUGGUCCUACCCUCUUCUAUUGAUGAACUGUCAGGCCCUACCCUCUUGAUGAUAAAGUUUCAGGCCCUACCCUCUUGAUGAUGCACUGUCAGGCCCUACCCUCUUGAUGAUACACUGUCAGGCCUUACCCUCUUGAUGAUACACUGUCAGGCCCUACCCUCUUGAUGAUAAACUUUCAGGCCCUACCCUCUUGAUGAUAAACUUUCAGGCCCUACCCUCUUGAUGAUGCACUGUCAGGCCCUACCCUCUUCUUUUGAUGAUACACUGUCUGGCCCUACCCUCUUCUCUUGAUGAACUGUCAGGUCCUACCCUCUUCUCUUGAUGAACUGUCAGGUCCUACCCUCUUCUAUUGAUGAUACACUGUCUGGUCCUACCCUCUUCUCUUGAUACACUGUCUGGCCCUACCCUCUUCUAUUGAUGAACUGUCAGGUCCUACCCUCUUCUCUUGACAAUACACUGUCUGGUCCUACCCUCUUCUAUUGAUGAACUGUCAGGCCCUACCCUCUUGAUGAUACACUGUCAGACCCUACCCUCUUGAUGAUACACUGUCAGGCCCUACCCUCUUGGUGAUACACUGUCAGGCCCUACCCUCUUGGUGAUACACUGUCAGGCCCUACCCUCUUGAUGAUACACUGUCAGACCCUACCCUCUUGAUGAUACACUGUCUGGCCCUACCCUCUUGAUGAUACACUGUCAGGCCCUACCCUCUUGGUGAUACACUGUCAGGCCCUACCCUCUUGGUGAUACACUGUCAGGCCCUACCCUCUUGAUGAUACACUGUCUGGCCCUACCCUCUUGAUGAUACACUGUCUGGCCCUACCCUCUUGAUGAUACACUGUCAGGCCCUACCCUCUUGAUGAUACACUGUCAGGCCCUACCCUCUUGAUGAUACACUGUCUGGCCCUACCCUCUUGAUGAUACACUGUCUGGUCCUACCCUCUUGAUGAUACACUGUCUGGUCCAACCCUCUUCUCUUGAUGAUACACUGUCAGGUCCAACCCUCUUCUCUUGAUGAUACACUGUCAGGUCCAACCCUCUUCUCUUGAUGAUACACUGUCAGGUCCAACCCUCUUCUCUUGAUGAUACACUGUCAGGUCCAACCCUCUUGAUGAUACACUGUCAGGUCCAACCCUCUUCUCUUGAUGAUACUGUCAGGUCCAACCCUCUUCUCUUGAUGAUACACUGUCAGGUCCAACCCUCUUCUCUUGAUGAUACACUGUCAGGUCCAACCCUCUCUGCUUGGGUCCACAUGAAUAACCUCCACAUGGCAGGGCUCUACAGAGGGUACAUUUUACUUACAUUUGCGCCUAAAUAUUUUGCUGUGCAACCUGGAAUUUGAAUUUAGGAGCACCGGUGCACCUAUAAAAAUGAAGUAUUCUCGCUACGUUGUUCAACCUGUCAACGUAGUGUGGUAUGUGCUUUCUGUUUGACAUGUAACAUUAUGGAUGUAAAUUGUGAUUGUUGAUGUUAGCUGCAGCCACCGACACCAGCCCUGGAUCUCAGUCUGAAUCAUAAAUGAUGCAAAAAUAACUCUGAACCUGAUGAAACACAGGACCUGUUCGUAGACGGGGCUUCAUGCAGCCUUGGAAUAUCAACAACAACAACAACGUUGAAAGUACGUCUUGUGCUCACUGGGAUACUGAUACAGCUCCAGGGAUAAACAGAGCUCCUGAUUGAAUCGAUCCCCAGGUCGGUAUGUUGAACCCAGCUGGAGGUGUUUCUCUGUAUUCUGAAACACCUGUUCCUUUAACCCACCUGGUGAUGGUAAAGGGGAAACUCUAUACUUGAAAUCAAUGUGUUUUUAUUCAUCAGAUGUAUAGUAGGCUUUCUUUAGUUAACCAAAGCCAUAACUAGUCAGUUUAUCAUAUUUUAAUAUAUAUACCAUGUGAUUAUUUAUUUGUUGGUGAUAUUUACUAUAGAAACCAAGUGGCUGGUUCUCUUGGUUCCUGCUGUCAAAGGUCUUUGAUCUAGCUGCUCAUCAUCCUUCAUAUUCUUUAUAACCAAGUGGCUGGUUCUCUUGGUUCCUGCUGUCAAAGGUCUUUGAUCUAGCUGCUCAUCAUCCUUCAUCUUCUUUAUAACCAAGUGGCUGGUUCUCUUGGUUCCUACUGUCAAAGGUCUUUGAUCUUGCUGCUCAUCAUCCUUCAUCUUCUUUAUAACCAAGUGGCUGAUUCUCUUGGUUCCUGCUGUCAAAGGUCUUUGAUCUAGCUGCUCAUCAUCCUUCAUCUUCUUCUUCUUAUUUAAAGGGAAUGUUGUUGAAUAAAUGAUUUGACUUAAUAGCUUUAUUCUAGUUUUGAACUGCCCAGUGUAUAUCCUAGGGUCUGGACUGUUGGUCUAAAGGUUAAUGCAGACAAUAUGUACUGUUUCAAUCCUCAUACUGAGACGAGCCUGAGUGCCAGUCUGUUCCUGCUAAUAUGUUUGGGUUGACGAUUCCAUAAGGAGUUGGCAAGAGAGCAGAAAUGUUUGUUUCACAUACCUGUCAAUAAUACUAUAUGAAUCAAAUUCAGAUGUAAUGUUUGUUUCACAUACCUAUUAAUAAUGCUAUUGUAAUCAUGGGUUUAUGCUUUUGAGUGGAGCACCAUCAGCUGAACCCGUCAUGUAGAACAAGUUAUUCAACUGAUUAGAGUUCAGUACAACACUAUUAUAUAGAAGGAUAUGUUGCUGUUAUGAACGUGUAAACAUCAGAGGGAGAGAGAAAGGUUUGGCAACAACCACUCAGCCUCACUCUGUCAGGAGAGGAGAGGAGGGGGAGGGGAGGGAGCAGAGCAGCCUGUACCCAAGCUGUCACUGAGGAGCCAGACCAACACUGUAUACAUAACAGCUUUGGAACACAAUGUCACAUUCUAUUAUUAGUAAUGAUCAUCAUUAUAUUGCCUGGUGAUUCUAUAACCAAUGUCAACAUGAGUGUAUUAUAAUCAACCUACAAUAAAAGAAAGUUGUAGUUCCAGUA